AGUAGCGUAGUUCCAGUUCUUCGAGGACGUGAAGAUCAUGUUCAUACAAAAAUAAAACAUCAAAAUGUUCACCGCUUUUAGCAACCGCUUGAUUUUUCCCGCCCCGCGGCGGAGCUACGAGAAGGACAGUUUUCCGGAGAUAUUGUGAGGAAAAAUCUCCCCUCCCCAAAUCCAAAACGAAAUUUGUGUUGCUGUAUUUGAGUACACAAAUCGAAUUGUAUUGCUAGAAGGCCAAGAGACGCAGUUGCUCCCUCGUUUGCAGGGAAUUUGUCAUGCUGUUUCCGUUUCCAGUUGCUUUCUGUCAUGCUAAAGGCGCAAGGCUUUCCUACGCCAGCCAGCACUACAAUCCGCAUCUCUUCCCUUCUAGCAUGACAACGUGAUUUGUGGUCACAAAUCAUGCUACACAAAUCUCCCUUUCGGUAUGGGGAGGGAGGAUUUUUUAUUUUGAUAGGAGAAUCUGUUUCUCCUCCCUGUCGAUGGUGCUGUUGGCAGUAGUAGUAGAGAGGGUCGUGUUUCAUCUUCUACCAGCGGUGCUGCGGAGGUGUGGUCUAGCACGACGACGUCCUCGGGUGCUCAGCACGACGAGCAAACGGGCCACAGCCCACCAGGACGACGAGAGCAGGACGAGGACUACUACGUGGCUGCAAAGAGGAGUACUAGGAGAGGUUCUGCCUCAUUCUCCACGUCGUCCUCGUCUUCCCGGGUUCUUUUUCCGGGGAUACCCGUUCUGUUUUACUACGCAAGGGAGACAUCAAACCUGCUGCAAAUUUUUGUGCCAAACCUCUACGUAAAAAGAACUUCGGUCGUUUGUUUAUGAGUUUUAGAUUUCCCGGCAAACAAAAUCCUAUCUGUAUCAUGAAGAUCACGAAUAAGUGAAAAUGAAAUACGAAACCAUAUCAGAUUUAAUUAUUAUGCCUUUAAAGUUAGCUGAAGUAGAAAGCGUAAGACCCCGUCCCAGGGCGGGGGCUGAUGAAAGUACUUAUUAUGUCCAUCACCAUCUCCGCUUCCACAGAAACAGCACUAUAGAAUUGUUCUGAAUCAGUUAUGGAGAGGCUCAGCAGGAGAACAGUUGCAGUGCAUUUUUCCCCUAUAGAACCCUUCAGCCUCAUAUCCAGGAAGAAACACCCAUCCCCAUCCAUGUUUUGCAUGACAAAUAGGAGACUUUAUGCAUGUUUUGCAUGACAAACUGGAUGGGGUGGAUGGGUGUUUUUUCCUGGAUACUUCGAAGCUCGCCGUCUCCACUGUUGCGACCGUAAACAACCCCGGCGGAGGUCGUGGUGGGACAACUGUAAACGGGAACAGACCUACGCAUAAUUGCAAAUACGUCUGGGUCUGGAACAAGGUUGCAACUUGUAAUGCUAAUUCUGGAUCGUGCAAAAAUCUGUAUUGCAUGAAUGCCAAAAGUCGUCCACUUUUGCUCAAGUUGAGUUUCUCAUGCAGGAUAGGCAUGAUAGGGAUCUCACAGAAUCUGUCAUGCGAGGUCCUGCAUUCCAGACGACAUGGAUCAUAAAAAAUCUGCAUGAUAAGUCUCGGAAUCUUCCAGAGAGACCCAGACAUUUUUGCAUUUGAUAAGACCGAGACCGAAGCAAUCUUCGUCCAAAACGCUGCUGCUUUACUUCCACGGCAAUGCAGAAGAUUUGGGGAUGUGUCAGAGCUUCUGCCAGCACGUUUGGGAUAUGCAUUGCAAAUGUCAGUCACACAAAAAGCUGUCAUGCGUGAGUACCACUGGUGUAGUUGACCUUUGGCCAUCUUGGGUGGAAAAGCAUUUCUUAUGCAGACUUCGAGGCAUUCUAUUUUUUUGCAAAGCUGUCGGGAAAUAACUUGUGAUGCUACAAAACGCCACCGGGGCCAUGCUCAACAUGCAAAACCUGCAUCACAAUAAACCUCGCAACUACCUUCCAGACCCAGACACAUUUGCAAGGCAUAUAGGAGCAGUUUCGGAUAAACGUGUGUGCGAUGGAUAUCCCACUAAAAAACUGUUUUACAACUGUGGUGAUUUUGCAAGGUCUGCAUCACAAGUCUUUUUUUACACAUGACACGGAAAAUUUGCCAUGCGCGCUCCCCAAGGGAAUAAAACACGCUUGAACAUCCAAUGUAAGUAUUGCAGGUGUAGCAAGACAAACACUUUGGUGCUUCGUUCUCUGCAUCACAAGUUCACAGUGAAGCAGUUUUUUCGUGCGAUAAUGGAAUACCCGGGCUACGGGUUACUCGACAAAUGUGGUUAUCCUGUGCAAAAGUAUCGUACUCGUAGUAAUCGCAGUCAUGCAACACAAAUUUCUUUUUCAAGCUAUUUCAGCAUGAGAAAUUCCAUUUGUCAUGCUGAGCUAGUUUGUAUUGCAAUACUACGAGUACGAUACUUUUGCAAUGCAUAGUGGUCUGCACGCGUCCGAAGAGAAUGUUUUCAAGUGUGCGCAGCAGCUUCUUCUCUGGCUGAAGCAGCACCGGGUGAUCGCGUCGUAUGAAGAUGUGAUCUGCAUGGGCCGCUCCAUCGGCUCAGGUCCGGCGACGUGGCUCUGCUCGAAGUACCCACUAGGAGGCCUCCUUCUCGUCAGUCCCUUCGCGUCCAUCGAUUCCGCCGUGCAGUCCAUUGCGAACUUCGGCACCAGUAGCUUGUCGCACGCCGACGUAUAUCAAAUGCAAAUAUGUCUGGGUCUGGAAACUUGUUGUAAUGCUGAGGUGUGAACAGUGAACCAACUCUCUGUAAUGCACAGCCAAGCAUGACAAAUAUUUGCACUUCUUAGUGUUGCGCUUUCCGCAUGACAAACUGCGUUUUCCAUGACAAACAAAUCAAUGUUGUCUCUUCUUGGACACGCAUCACAAACUCUUCAGUCAUGCCAGACAAGCAUGACGAACUUGGCAUCCUCCCAGACCCAGAGAGAUUUGCAAUGCAUAACGUCGGCGCCGGCGCGCGGGUCAAAGCUGCGCUCGUCGGCUUUCUCUUCAAGAACCUGGUCUUUCCCUGGGUAACCUACGGGGCGGCGCCGGCGGUGGCCUCGGGGUAUGAAUUGCGAAAGUAACGUACUAGUACGUAGAAAUCGCAUGACAAAUUCGCUCAGCAUGAAAAAUGAAAUUUGUAAUGCGGAUUUACGAUAGAAAAAAGAUUUGUAAUGCAAGACUUGCAUUUAUACGAGUGCGAUACUUUUGCACAGGAAACGGGGGGCACUACUACAACGACCGGCAGCCGCUCGAGCACAACCUCCACAACAAGCAGCUUGUUCCCCGAUCGGCGCGACCGGUUUCAAAAUUUACUGCACAUCCAGAACAUCAGCAACCAGCCAGUGCUAUGCACUGCAAAAGUAUCGUACUAGUACAAAUCGCAAUACAAAUUGGCUCAGCAUUACAAAUUGAAUUUGUAAUGCGGAUUUACCUAACCAACUAGAUUUGUAAUGCAUAACUGCGAUUAGGGCCCUUCCGUACGGCCAAUUUGUAUGUCCCGCAACGGGGUUCGCCUAUGUCGGUCAUUUGUAUGUGAGGCGAUGGGUUACCCGGUCGGCAGAGCCGAUCCACAACGAACGAACGAUAACUGCGAUUACUACGAGUGCGAUACUUUUGCACAGGAUAAGUACUGAUUAUCCACGGAAAAUUGGACCGACUGAUCCCGACCGAGCACAGCCUGGUAUCCUGAGUAAAAACGUCCCCACACCAGAGUCAAGAUGGGGUUUUUGCAACACAAACCUAGGAAUUUUGGGAGUCACGCAUGACAAGUUGCACUCCGCAGGGUAGCGCAGGUUAGCAAGUGCAGCCGCAUCACAGAUGCAUCUGCUUAUCCUGUUCACAACAUCACAAAUAAUUCCAAAACACGAUUGGGAAUGUGUACCAUGGGUAUGCGCAUCACAAAUUUCCUUGUCAUUGCAAAUCUGCAUGACAACUCUGGGGUGGGGACGUUUUUCCUCAGGAUACCUGGAGCUGUUUAGCAAUUGCCGAACCAACGCGCGGAAAAAACUCGUUACCCCGGACCAGAUGGAGCACAACAGCAAUUUGUUCGCGUAUUGAGAGGAAAAAUCCCCCCUCCCCAUAUUGAAAAGGCAUGUUUCCGAAAAUUUGCGUUGCUGCUUUGAGGCCACAAAUCACAUUUGUUUUGCAAGAAGACAAGGGCAGAAGCUUCCGCCCCAUUAUGGAAGCGAUUUGCCAUGCUGUUGGGCCUAAAGGGGAGCCGCUUGCCAUGCUAGACAACUAGACGCAUACGCUCCUCCCUAGCUUGGGGAUCUGACCGCAAUGCUUUCCUGCAAUACAAAGCGGAUUUGUGUACCCAAAUCCAGCAUCAGAAAUUUCGUUUCGAUAUGGGGAGGGGGGAUUUUUCCUUUUGACAUCGCGAAUCCCGACUUUUUCGCCUUGCCCGUGUUGGAAUUUUUCCAGUUCCCCGGCUUAUCAAAUGUAAAAAUGUCUGGGUCUGGAAGAAUGCAACUUGUAACGCUGUCUGCGGAUUCUAAAACUAUCUUUGUUGCAUGAGCAGCAUGAGGAGUCAGUUCUUGGCACGCGGAGAGGGCAUUGCUUAUGCGUAACUAGCUUCAAGAAGCUUUCAAAAAAUCCAUCACAGAGCUCACGUAUCAUGCAAAAUGUGCAUGACAAGUCCCGACUCUUCCAGACCCAGACACUUUUGCAUUUGAUACGGCUACAUGAGCUACAAUGCAGUGGCGAUAGACGAGGAAUUUCUAGCGAUAAAGACGAUCGCAAAGGAUGAGGAGAUGUUGGAAGACGCUGCUGGUGACCACGAGAAGAACGACCAUGAGGGAUUUUUUUUUGGCGCGUGUAUUGUGAGGAAAAAUCUCCCCUCCCCAUAUUGAAAACGAAAUUUGUGAUGCUGAUUUGUGACCACAAAUCGGCUUGUAUUGCUAGAAGGCCAAGAGAUGCAGUUGUGGCCUGCAUUGCAAGCCAUUUGUCAUGCUGUUUCCCACUUCCAGUUGCCUCCUGUCAUGCUGAAGAUGCAAGGCUUUCCCACGCCAGCCAGCGCUACGCUUCGCAUCUUUUGCCUUCUAGCAUGACAAAGCUGAUUUGUGGCUACAAAUUUGCAUCACAGAUUUUCGUUUUGAAAUGGGGAGGGAGGAUUUUUCUUCUUGAUAGCGUGUCUCCGGCCCUUUGCGAGCAAGGCAGACAGAGAUCGGGACAGGGAGGAGAUUAUCCUGUGCAAAAGUAUCGUACUCGUAUUGUGGAAUCAUGCAUUACAAAUCCUUUACCUAAGGCAAAUCCGCAUUACAAAUUUUAUUUCUCAUGCUGAGGAAAUUUGUAAUGCAUUUAUACGAGUACGAUACUUUUGCAGUUCAUAGAG
This is a messenger RNA of Amoebophrya sp. A120, 5266 nucleotides long. NCBI's taxonomy places the organism in Eukaryota, Dinophyceae, Syndiniales, Amoebophryaceae. The record is from the annotation of a GenBank genome assembly.